AUGUCGGAGCAGCUCACCUUCCCCGCCUCCUCGGCCGCGGCCCUCGAGCCGCAUCUGCCUCCGCCCCGGUCAUCAUCAUCAUCAUCGUCGGCGACCACAGACACGCGCCCGAGCGCGACGGCGUCACCCCACCACGGCAGCGAGGCCCAACGCCCCUUCGUGACGCUCACGUUCGCCACGUCGCUCGACUCGACGCUCGCCCUCGCGCCGGGGGUGCGCACGCGCCUCUCGGGCGCCGAGUCCAAGGCCAUGACGCACUACCUGCGGUCGCGGCACGACGCCAUCCUCGUGGGCGUGUCGACGGUGCUCGCCGACGACCCGGGGCUCAACUGCCGCAUCGCCGUCGCCGGCGCGGAGACGGAGACUCAGGCUGAGAGGUUGAGGCUGCAGCCGCGGCCCAUCGUCGUGGACCCGCGCCUCCGAUGGACGCCGCGCCGCGCCGACAAGGUCCUCGAGCUGGCCCGCGCUGGGGCCGGGCUCGCGCCGUAUGUCCUCACUGCCGUGGCCGAGGCUGACGUGCCGCCCGAGAGCGCCGCGCUGCUGCGCGAGCAUGGCGGCAAGUACAUCCACAUCGAAUCGUCUACCAUUACUAGCUCUACUGCUGCCGCCGGAGAAGGAACCCACGACGGUGAGGAGACGCCGGACACGAGGCCGCGCUUCCGCUGGGAGGACAUCUUCGCGGCGCUGGCAGCCGAGGGCCUCACGAGCGUCAUGGUCGAGGGCGGCGGCCAGGUCAUCAACGCGCUGCUCCACCCGUCGUGCCAGGGGCUCGUGGACUCGGUCAUCGUGACCAUUGCGCCGACGUGGCUCGGCCAGGGCGGCGUCGUGGUCUCGCCGGAGCGGGUCACGGAUGCGCAGAGCGGGGAGCCAGUCGCGGCGGCCAGGCUGUCCGGCGUCUCGUGGCUGCCGCUCGGGGAGGACGUGGUCUUGUGCGGCAAGCUGCACCCGUAG
Molecule: messenger RNA, 951 nt
Organism: Purpureocillium lilacinum
Lineage: Eukaryota; Fungi; Ascomycota; Sordariomycetes; Hypocreales; Ophiocordycipitaceae
Product: 2,5-diamino-6-(ribosylamino)-4(3H)-pyrimidinone 5'-phosphate reductase
Biological process (GO): riboflavin biosynthetic process
Molecular function (GO): 5-amino-6-(5-phosphoribosylamino)uracil reductase activity
Source: RefSeq, a predicted model, not a curated record